AUGUCCGGCCUUGAAGCUCUCGGCAUUGUCAGCAACAUUUUCCAGGUCAUCAGCUUCGCUUGCGAGACUCUUGCCCUCUGCAAAGUGGUGUACCGUGGUCGGUCCCCGGAUGAGUGGCUCGGUAGCUGCGCCAAUUCGCUCACGACACUUUCGGAGGAUAUACAGAAGCACUGUCAAGGGAAACAAGUCCGAGGAUCUACCGAGCAUGACCUGACGUCGCUGGCAGCACAGUGUGGCAUUGCUGCCAGAGCACUCACAGAGGAGGCCGCUUUUCUCACUAGUCAUCACGCCAAGGGCAGCUUAAGAGGAACACUGCAACUGGCCGUCAAGGUCAACUGGCGGAAGAAGCGCCUGGAACGGUUGGAGGGGUGCUUGGGGAGUUAUCAGAAGACAAUCGAGGCUCACUUACUUGGGAGCAUUUGCAAACAAAGCGAUGCCAUUGAGCUUGUUCAGAGGGAGAGGUUUGAGAAGCUUGACCAGCGGUUGCAGUACUUCGUGUCCCAAUAUGCUUCUGGACACACGACACUGUCCGAGCUUCUAGAGGCAGAGAACUGCUCCACCAGAGCCCAUAUAGCCAGAGACACAUCGAGAACCGGGAAGGCAGUUCAGUCGCAUAUCACGUCGGAAGUCAACGCAAGCCGAGUUUCAAUCAUCGGCCAUGUAGACCAAAAGAUGGAGCAGACCACUCGCCAGAUCACCAAUGACAUGGAACGACUGAACACCGAGGUAAUCACCCAGGCUCAACGAGACCGGUUGUUAGCGAGUCUCAAAUUCCCGGCUAUAAAUGAGCGUCGCAACCAAAUCGUCGAAUGCCAAGAAGGGACAUUUAGAUGGGUUCUUGGGCAACGGUCUGUGACCCCUGACAGCGAUAAUGACACUAAAAGCGGGAGCGACAACAGCGACAGCAACAGCGACAGCGACGGCGGAAAAAAAACUAGAUCUUUCAUGAGCACCGAUGUUGCCGAUGAUGAAGAUCUCUAG
Molecule: messenger RNA, 981 nt
Organism: Thyridium curvatum
Lineage: Eukaryota; Fungi; Ascomycota; Sordariomycetes; Thyridiales; Thyridiaceae
Exons: 2
Coding region: 1-981 (326 amino acids)
Source: RefSeq, a predicted model, not a curated record